This is a messenger RNA of Bacidia gigantensis, 306 nucleotides long. RefSeq lists its product as uncharacterized. The transcript has 2 exons. The record is from RefSeq and is a predicted model, not a curated record. The coding region runs from base 1 to 306 and encodes 101 amino acids. NCBI's taxonomy places the organism in Eukaryota, Fungi, Ascomycota, Lecanoromycetes, Lecanorales, Ramalinaceae.
AUGGCCCCCUCGACGAGCCCUGCCGUUCCAGAUCUUGAGCUGGACCAAGAUGAGGAUCCUCAAAUGGGUAUGGUAGCUUCUCGAGAUGCUCAAACUAUGAGUAUUCAAGAAUUCACCCAGAAUCUGAAGAACAAUACAAUGCGUUUGCGAAAUGCAAAACAGAAGGCUCUACUGAAGAAGCACUUCAAGGCAGUAGCUCGCAUUCGAGACGACUCGAACGCGAGGGUAGAAAAGCUCCGCGAACAAUUGUACAGUCAGCGGAAAGCACUCAUGAUAGAAGAAAGUAAUAGUUUACAGUUUCAAUAA